Molecule: messenger RNA, 2061 nt
Organism: Penicillium malachiteum
Lineage: Eukaryota; Fungi; Ascomycota; Eurotiomycetes; Eurotiales; Aspergillaceae
Product: VHS domain protein
Exons: 7
Coding region: 1-2061 (686 amino acids)
Biological process (GO): Golgi to vacuole transport; protein transport to vacuole involved in ubiquitin-dependent protein catabolic process via the multivesicular body sorting pathway; Golgi to endosome transport
Cellular component (GO): trans-Golgi network
Molecular function (GO): phosphatidylinositol binding; ubiquitin binding
Source: RefSeq, a predicted model, not a curated record
AUGGCGGCCAGAGACAGCUUCGGCGUCUUUGCCGAACCGGGGCUAUCACAGCUACAGCGGGCGAUUCGCAAUGCAUGUGAUCCACGAAACAUCGAGCCCAACCUAGCCCUGAACCUCGAAGUGGCUGAUCUGAUCAAUUCCAAGAAGAGCAAUACCCCUCGCGAUGCAUCUGUUGAGAUUGUUCAUUUAAUCAACUCUCGCAAUCAAAAUGUUGCGUUAUUAGCGCUAGCGGUACGUCCAGAAUACCACAGAGGAGCGGAGAUGACAGCCUGGCGACGCGGGAUAUUUGCGUCAAGAACUGCGGUUAUAAAUUCCACCUCCAGAUCAGUACCAAAGAUUUCCUCAAUGAAUUGGUGCGAAGGUUCCCCCGAGCGUCCAGCUGUGCGUACCUCGCGGGUCCAACAUCGCAUACUGGAGUCGAUUGAGGAGUGGCGGCAGACUAUCUGUCAAACGUCGCGGUACAAGGAAGAUCUGGGCUUCAUUCGGGACAUGCAUCGUCUUCUACUUCAACAGGGUUAUUCAUUCCCCCAGGUUCGUCGUGAGGAUGCUGCUGUCUUGAACCCGAGUGACAAUCUUCGCUCGGCUGAAGAGAUGGAAGAAGAGGAGAGAGAGGCUCAAUCUGCAAAGCUUCAGGAGCUUAUUCGGAGAAAUACACCGGCUGAUUUGCAGGAAGCCAAUCAGUUGAUGAAGAUCCUGGCAGGAUACGAUAACCGAAGCAAGCCUGAUUACCGGGCGAAGGCCGCAGAGGAGGUAUCAAUGGUGCAAGCAAAAGCGAGGCUUCUCGAGGAUAUGCUGCAGAAUCAGCAGCCUGGACAGGGAAUUCCUGAAGGAGAAGUUUUCCAUGAACUUGGGGAGGCCCUGAUGAACGCUAAAUCUAAGAUUGCGAAGAUGUGCGAUGCGGAAUCGACUGACCCCGAAGCCCGUAAGCUGGUGGAAAUUUAUGACAGUAUAGUGCGGACCAUUGAACGGUACAACUUGGUCAUAGUGGGCGAUCUGGAUGCUGCAUCAAGAAUUCCAAAGGGAACUCUGGGUACAACAACUGGAGUGUCUAAGAAUGCGAAUAAUGAAUUGUCAUUGAUUGAUUUCGACCCGGAGCCCAGCUCCAAUGGCAAUGCUCCCGAGGCUUCCUUGCAGGCUCAUGGUGGUAAUGCUUUGGAGAAUGAUCUCCUUGGCCUGUCACUUGGCGAGGAGGGUCCUCUCCCUGGCGGUUUUAUCUCAUUGGGUGGCUCUAAUAGUAAGUUCUAUCCUUAUUGCACAGAGGAAAACGUGAUCAUUAACCUCUUCUCAGUGGGCUUCCCUCCUAUGUCAUCGGGUCCAUCCCCGCCGGCCAUGUCAGCAACCGCCAUGCAGCAAAAUCUAGCGGCAUUCCAGCUGAAUCAUGAUAUCCUUUCAUCGAUGAAUUUAUCUCGGCCUGCCUCUCAGUCCUCAACUCCAGUACCCGGGAAGUCACCUAUGGUUCGCUCAACAGCAACCCCACCACAGGCAGCUGAUCCCUUUGCCUCGUUGGUUUCUGCUAGUCCUCGGCCUGCAAGCGCCGCAAGCAGUGCUUUCCAGCCCCCUCAAAGUCAGCCUGCACCGGCUUCAUCAUCAUUACUUGACCUUAUUGGAGGACCCAGUGUCCCCGCGCAGCCCGCAGGACGGGCUGCCGAAGAUGACGACUGGAACUUUGCAUCCUCUCUUCCUCAAAGCAACACCCUCCCCGCAAAUAACCAAGUCCAGGUCUUGAAUUCACAGCUCAGAGUCGAGUUCCAAGUUCGUCGUGUACCCAACGCGCCGCGACAGAUUUACAUCAGAGCUGUUUUCUCCAACACUACCAGCCAGCCUAUUGGGGAGCUUCAUUUCCAGGUUGCAGUGGAGAAGUCCUACACCCUCCAGCUUCGGCCGCAGUCUGGCCGAGACAUUGCACCACUCCAACAGAACGGCGUGCAACAGGAUAUGCUCCUCGAUGGCAUUGACUCGGGCAAAGGCAACUCGGUCAAACUUCGGUUUAAGGUGUCUUACAAGCUUGGCGCCGAGACCCGCGAGGAACAGGGCAUGGUGCCAUCUCUGGGCGUUUACUAG